AUGCCUAGCACCAUUUCCUGGCAGCAACUCCUGCGGCGGCCCUGCCUCUUUGUCGAUGAGUCCGAGGUUCGUUGCCUGUCGUACUAUCACCGCGUGGUCGCGCCGUCCCUUGCACGAUCGCCCGACGACACGUUUUGGGCCGUCCACGUCCCUCAGGUCCUCGACCGAGAGCCCGCGGCGCGGCAUGCCGUCCUCGCCAUCGGCGCUCUGCAUGAGGGUUUUGACGCGACGCUCCUCAAAAGAGCAUCGGGUGUCUUGGAUGGCCUCACCGGCCUCACCGGCCGCUCGGAUAUGAGCGCCGACGUGUCAGCGGCGUGUGCGUUCGCCCUGCAGCACUACAACAGCGCCAUCAGAAUCGUUCUCGAGGAUCGUAUAUCUAGUGAGGAGGCCCUUUUGACUGUCUCUCUGCUGUUUACGUGCAUCGAGCUGCUUCAGGGCAGCACCGAUGCCGCCGCCACACACUGCCAACACGGCCUCGGUCUGUACGCCAACGACCAACUGCCUGCGCAGCUCUCGGCCGUCUUUGGCCAUAUCAGCAUAUUCCGCCGGUUAUUCAAUCCCUUGAACUUGACAGACUCUGUUUCCCCGCAAGCCGACCCUUGCCCAACACCAGUAGGCGAAAUGUGCACAGUGGCAGAAGCGCGCCAAGCCUUGGAUGCAGUCAUGGCUCGAGGGGCAAGGCUUGUUCGGCUGGCGCCGGGCAACUGGGAUGGGGAUGAUUCGUAUUCUAUACAGGAUGCGAGGACGGAGCAGUUUCACGUGUGCCGUGCCCUGAGCCUCUGGUGGCAAGGCUUUGUCGCUCUGAGACGCCGGCUCUCAUCGACGUCUUCCGUGCUCGAGUCGGACGCCGCGGAGUUACGCCUCCUCGAGACGCGAUGGCUUGCCUCCGACGUAUUAGCGAGAUCCUGUCUCGCUGGCAAUGAGGCCCUUCUCGACGAAUACUUGGACCAUUUCCGACGCAUCGUCGAGCUGGCAGAGCAAGAAAGGGCCGCGCGAAGCGCAUCUGGGAUGCGCCCGCCGAGUUUCUCAUUCGACAUGGGCUAUCUGCCUUUUCUUUACAUCGUCAGCCUCCGAUGCCGGCAGCUCCGACUUCGAAUCCGCGCGCUGGUUCUUCUCAAAGCUCUUUCGUGCUCCAGGGAGACUAUUUGGGACGCGUGCAUUGCCUACGCGACUGCGAAACGAGUGGUUGAGUUCGAGCACGGCCUGUCGCUCGACGAGGAGCGCAUGAGGAGCGCGAGCAAUCCGUACCCGGACAAGCAUCUCCCCUACGACGCACAACGCAUUGUGAGGUUUGACCUCGCCGACGAAGCAAGUUUGGAAGCGGACUCUGAGGGCCGCGCUCUUGUUCGUCGGCGCAUCUGCUUCCAUUCAUCGGGUCCGGACGGGGUCGUUGUUGGACCCUCGUGGGAGUACACGACGAUGAGGCUCUAG
Purpureocillium lilacinum is the source of this 1431-nucleotide messenger RNA. The record is from RefSeq and is a predicted model, not a curated record. Lineage: Eukaryota; Fungi; Ascomycota; Sordariomycetes; Hypocreales; Ophiocordycipitaceae.